AUGGAGAGCAAUCCUCUGAUGGCGAGCGGCAAUAGAGGCAGGCCCAGCAGUGCUGGAGGCAAGCGGGCAGAAGGCUCCUACUGGCGGAUGAGCCCUGUAGACGGAGGGCGAGCACGCUCCCAAAGGGGAGCAGGAAAGCGCCAGAAUAAAGCGGCGGCGCUGGCACGCUCCGGGAGCACGGAAAAGCUGGAGGAGACCUGCAAAGGGAAGAAAACCUGCCAACGAAGGCAGAGAGGAUUCUUGCGCCAAAAGCCAGGGAGAAGCUGCGAAGAGCCUCCUGAUAGCCCUUCAUGGUACCAGUCUCUGCAGACAAUGGGAGAAAGAUUUGAGGACCAUGUUAAGACCAUAGAUCUUCUUAUGAAGAAACUUGACAACUGGACGCAAGAUCACUUGGGGGCUUUAGACCAGUUGGUGAAUGAACAUGUCAUAAACCUAUGGGAAUGGCUGGAGCAACAUAGCAUGGAUCUCACCGCUUGGCUCCAUGUGUACUUGUGGACCCUCCAAGAACUCCAACAUAGGUAUAUGGAAGGUUCUGACUACAGGCUGGGCAAAGAGAUUCUACUUCAUGACAAAUGUUGGGAAGAAAAUGUCAGCAAAGCAGACGCAUGGUUGAAACACCCAAAUGCUACCCUAUACAAGUGGCUGGAGGAGGACCUUAUGACCCUCAACAAAGCAUUGGAGAUCCAGGGCAACAGUGUGGGCAGUUCACGGCAAGAGUCUGUAAAGAUUCAUAUCCAGGACCCAGAACACCAUGUUAAAAUGCUAGAACAGUUAUUGGCCCACUACAUAGCAACUGCCACUAAGUGGCUAGAGGGAUGCAGCACACCGAGAGAUGCAUCUUCUCAGAAAUCUGCCCCAAAGCUAGGAAGAGCACAAGCAACAGCACUGGGAGUUAAGUGCCUCAGUGUCAUGAAAUGGCUAGAAGAGCAUGUUGUUGCCUUGGAACAGUGGCUGUUGGAUUCCAUGAAUUGGCAAAAGAAACGAAAGAUCAUCACCUAA
Zootoca vivipara (common lizard) is the source of this 999-nucleotide messenger RNA. Lineage: Eukaryota; Metazoa; Chordata; Lepidosauria; Squamata; Lacertidae. The record is from RefSeq and is a predicted model, not a curated record.